AUGGAGAAUAAUUUUUCACUUCUAAGAGAACAAAAAAUCAUAGCAGAUGAUGAAGAGUUGCUUGAGCUCUCGCUCUCUACUGGAUCCAGGUCACAGCCAUUAUCGCAAUCAUCAUCACAACUAAUGUUAGGUCAACCACCAACGCUUCCAUCGCAGUUGUUCCCACCAGUGAAACCGCCUCCACCACCGCCACACAUUCUCCAUGUGCAGCCCCCUGCUAACCCAUCUCAUCAAGAAGCUGUCGUCGGGCAACUGCAUUCUCACAUCCGCAAGUCUCCCUCUAAGAUUUUAAGGGAAGGAAAAAGUGACACCAUACCGGCACCGUAUCCAUGGGCUACUACUAGACGUGCCACAGUACAUAGCCUUGAAUAUCUGCUAGCCAAAGGACUAACCAUCAUUUCCGGUCAAGUGCAGUGCAAAAAAUGUGACAGACAGUAUGAAAUUGAAUAUGACUUGCAGCAAAAAUUCAGGGAAGUCGCAUCUUUUAUUUCUGAAAACAAGGACACCAUGCAUGAUCGAGCGCCAUCAGUUUGGCUAAACCCAACUCUUCCUGAUUGCGGUUUCUGUAAUAAAAGGAACUGCUUGAAGCCAAUUAUCUCCAAGAAGAGGUCCAUUAAUUGGUUGUUUUUGCUGUUGGGGCAAAUGCUUGGGUGCUGCCAACUAAAGGCGUUGAAAUACUUUUGCAAACACACCAUGAAUCAUAGAACAGGUGCUAAAGAUCGAGUUCUAUAUCUUACUUACAUAGAUCUUUGUAACCAAUUAGAUGGAUCUCAAGGGAUCGCUUGA
This is a messenger RNA of Populus euphratica (Euphrates poplar), 786 nucleotides long. RefSeq lists its product as uncharacterized. The coding region runs from base 1 to 786 and encodes 261 amino acids. The record is from RefSeq and is a predicted model, not a curated record. Lineage: Eukaryota; Viridiplantae; Streptophyta; Magnoliopsida; Malpighiales; Salicaceae. The transcript has a single exon.